CAUUGUGACUGUUGUUGCAUCGAUCUGAUCUUCCCCGUUCCUUGAUUUUUUUUCUCUCUCAUGGUGGGCAUUACCUGCGUGUUUGGCAAAAACUCUAUUCGUGACCUUUGCAAACCAUACAAAUCCUUUAUCAGAAGAUGGUUUCGUCGUAACAAGAAAUCAUCAUCCUCUAGCAGACAUAACCCGCAACGCCAGAAACAAACACAACAGGAACACAUGAAAGAGGACAGAACCACGAAUGGAAUUCACGGCUUCAGAUCGAAUGGCAAUGGUAUGAGAAGCAUUAAUGAUGAUGAUAGUCCAAUGAGUUUAAGAGGAUGUGGUUUAUGUAGGCAUAGAAGCUUAGAUAAUUCUUCGUGUUUUCCUUCUGAAAAUUCUGGGUCUAGAAAUAAUGCAAGCAGAAAGAUUAAUCACCCGGCCUCAAGCAAGAGCUGCGAUUUUAUUCCAACCCCUUCUUCUUCAUGGAACAGCAGCGGCAGUUUCAGAAUGCCUCCACAUGAUCUGAAGUCACGGAAUGCCAGUCGUAAGAGAGACACUCCAAUCAUGUAUUCCAAUUCAUCUGGGAUGCUAAAACCCCCACCAAUUGAGAAAAGACUAGAAUGCACUCUGGAAGACUUGUGCUAUGGAUGCAAGAAAAAAAUCAUGAUCACAAGGGAUGUCCUCACAGAUACAGGGGGAAUUGUUCAAGAGGAAGAACUGCUAACAAUAAAUGUGCAACCUGGAUGGACGAAAGGAACAAAGAUUACAUUUGAAGGAAAAGGAAAUGAGAGACCAGGAGCAUACAGAGAAGAUAUAAUAUUUAUCAUCUCCGAGAAAAGGCACCAAUUAUUUAGAAGAGAAGGGGAUGAUUUGGAAUUGGGUGUAGAAAUUCCCUUAGUAAAGGCACUUACUGGGUGUACAAUAUUAGUCCCACUAUUGGGUCGAGAGCACAUGAAUUUGACACUUGACAAUAUCAUACACCCUGGCUUUGAGAAGAUCAUCCCUGGCCAAGGCAUGCCAAUCUCCAGAGAACCUGGCAAGAGAGGAGACUUGAAAAUUACAUUUCUAGUUGAGUUUCCAACAAAACUCACAGGCAAUCAAAGAUCCGAGGUUGUUCGUAUUUUACAGAAUUCAACGCCUUCUUAG
This is a messenger RNA of Glycine soja, 1125 nucleotides long. RefSeq names its product chaperone protein DnaJ. The record is from RefSeq and is a predicted model, not a curated record. Gene Ontology annotation, cellular component: cytosol. Bases 61 to 1125 code for a protein of 354 amino acids. Gene Ontology annotation, molecular function: protein-folding chaperone binding. NCBI's taxonomy places the organism in Eukaryota, Viridiplantae, Streptophyta, Magnoliopsida, Fabales, Fabaceae. The transcript is spliced from 3 exons.